Letharia lupina is the source of this 1782-nucleotide messenger RNA. RefSeq lists its product as uncharacterized. The record is from RefSeq and is a predicted model, not a curated record. NCBI's taxonomy places the organism in Eukaryota, Fungi, Ascomycota, Lecanoromycetes, Lecanorales, Parmeliaceae. The coding region runs from base 1 to 1782 and encodes 593 amino acids. The transcript is spliced from 4 exons.
AUGAAUACCAUCGAGUAUGCUGCGACGGUUGCAGACAAGAAGAGGCUUGUCGAGAUGGGUUGUGGGGAACCAGCGGCGCUUCCUGCGGACUGGAACGGGAGCCGAGUUGAGGAGAACUUCGUCAGGAAAGACUAUUUCAAGGGCCGACGGUGUGAUCCGUCUACAGGGUGUCAAGACUCCGACAGAGAGGUCGUGUCAAAUCCCAAGGAUAGAAGAGCCAGCGACGAAUUUCGUCUAAAAUAUGAAGAUGAUGACGACGAUUACAUGUACGAGUCCGAAGAAGAUAACGAACCUCUGGAAUACACCUCGGAGGUCUCCUCUCUGGAAGAGCUGGAUGCGGGAGAAGCAGACGCCUCCGCGAGUGAAUCGCCAGAACCCUUUACAACCCAGCUCAGUACCGCAUCUGAGAAGUGCGCGAAAAAGCACCAAAAGGGCGAUUCUUCUCUCACAAAUGAGAUGGAUGAUGAGUCUAAGAGUGGCACGGAGCAUCAGCAGAGCAUGCUAAAUUUUGAUGGCUCUCAUCUCCCGUCUCCGGUGGCCGAAAUCGAUAGCACUUCUGAUAGCAGUAGUUUCGAAUCAACAGAUUGGACAGAUUGGAAUGAUUGCCAGAAGCUCGAACAUCUGGCUGGACCACGCUGUAAACACUCCAGCGGCUACUGUGGCUUCAGCAUCAACGCUGAAGAGAUGCGAGGUUGUACUACGCUGCAAUGUCUUGUGGUGAAGACCCCAGAAUGGACUUCGGAGCCCGAUGAUCAGGAGUUUGAGUUGAAUGGCAAAUACUUCCUGUCAGGUCUCUGCGGCCAAAUGCCGUCUCGCGACAUUGGCGGGCCCACAAUGACACCUCCGCGUCAUGGUGCCAAAGAUCUAUACGCGGAUGUGGUGUUCUGGAAGUUAGAAUGGAACAAUGACGAGGCCGACGAGUCUGAUACAGCCAUGCCAUUCCACCCAACCUGCUUUGAAAUAUUUACACGCGUAUCCCGCACCCGCACAGCUAGCAUCGAUGUUGUCGGUCUUAUAGGUUGGCGCAAACUGGAAUCCGGAUACGAAACCAACGCCUCCUUUCCUCAUCACCAAACUGUGAAAGAAUGUGGCCAGGAAGAGUGGCAUCAUCGGCCGGGGGAUGAAUGGCUUGCUGCAAAUCCGGUCGUCGUGCCGGGGCUGGCGGGUGUAUUACGCUUAGCUGUGAAGGAAAGCAGUGCAUUUGCCACAGACCAUGCGAAAGGAAGGCCAGGCUCGGAAGAUCCAUUCUCUAGGUUCCCUCGCGAGAUCGCAGAUGCCAUACUAGAGCUGUUGAGUCCUGUAGAAGUCGCUGCAUUGCGCCUUGCAGGUUGCGCAAGGUUCCUAUCUAUUGAGAGUUGGUAUCCGCUGUUGAAAGAGCACAUGCCUUGGCUGUGGGAAGUCUGGGACACCACUUUGCCGUCCUUCUGGGCAACAUCUACUGUUUCAGCGCUCUCUGCUGAGACAAAGAGAAAAGAAGAAUUGGAGAGGCAGUGGCUUGCCGCUCGUAGUGUCAUUCAACAGGAGAUGCCUGAACUCGUGGAGACUUGGGCAAUUGAGAACCCGAGAGAAACAGGUAUGUCAUAUGCGGUGUGUGGGAAUGAGGGAUUGAAGGAGGCGAUGGUAUUGCCGAAAGAUGGGACGAAUUGGUGCCGGGUAUUCUAUGAGGUCAAGGUGAACUGGGAAGCUCUGAAAGGAUUACAGAAUCGAGAGAGGAUCUGGGAAGAUAUUGAGGAGAUUUUUAGAAGAAUCGAUGAUUAUCGUGAUGAAGGCAGGAUUGCUUGA